GGCACUGGGCAGCAAUAUGAUACUCAACGAUCUUUCAAUAUAAAAUUGUUUGCUUGGAAGGUAGACCUUGUGAAGGUUGUUCUACUUGGGUUUACAGCUUGAUCGUUCUUUAAUCACAAUUAGGAGUUCUGUUACUGCUGGAGAUUCGAUGGGAUUAUCGCAUUCCUUGCUAGCAUCGGCCUGGAUUGUAAUUCUGAAGAACAGAGUGUUUCGAUUGACAGACACUGUUGAGAAAGUUACAGUGAGAUCUAUAAGCUUCGAUGGGAAGGACAGAGAGAUGACUCUGAUCAGAACAGUUAGCUUCAAGAAAGAAGAUUCAGAUACCGUUUCGAAAUCUGAUGGGUCUGAUAAGAUGGUAAUUGAAGAGUCGAUAAGCUUCAAGAACGGGGAAACAACCCAGAAAAUGAAAUUUGAAGCAACGGUUUCGUUCAAGGAUAUAGUUCUAAACGGCGACGGCAUGGUGGGUUCAGCUCCACCGAGGAGCAAAGAUAAUGACAUAAUCCGAAUACAGAAACCGAAGAUAUUUCUUCCUAAACCAAAACCAUCGAUAGUUUUUUCUCCAAGGCCGGUGAGCGAGCUUGAUGCAGCUGCGGUUAAGCUUCAGAAAGUCUAUAAGAGUUACAGGACCCGAAGGAACCUUGCAGAUUGUGCCGUUGUAGUAGAGGAGCUCUGGUGGAAAGCAUUAGACUUCGCAGCUCUAAAGCGGAGUUCUGUAUCAUUCUUUGACAUCAAGAAACCCGAAACUGCUAGUUCCCGGUGGGCAAGGGCCAGGACAAGGGCUGCCAAGGUGGGUAAAGGUUUGUCCAAGGAUGAGAAAGCUCAGAAGCUAGCACUACAACAUUGGCUUGAAGCUAUUGAUCCGCGACAUCGUUAUGGACACAAUCUACACUUAUAUUACGAUCUCUGGUUCGAUAGCGAGAGUACUCAACCUUUCUUCUACUGGUUGGAUGUGGGAAACGGUAAAGAAGCAAAUCUGGACAAGUGCCCGAGGGUGGAUCUACAGCGUCAAUGCAUCAAAUACCUUGGACCGAAAGAGAGGGAAUCAUACGAAGUGAUAGUGGAGAAUGGGAGGCUAGUGUACAAACAGAAGGGGACACAUGUGGACACAGAUGAAAGGUCCAAGUGGAUAUUCGUGCUGAGUACGGGAAGGGCACUGUACGUAGGCCAGAAGAAGAAAGGCGUCUUCCAGCACUCCAGCUUUCUAGCUGGAGCGGCAACCACCGCCGCCGGAAGAUUAGUAGCUCACGAUGGUGUUCUUGAGGCUAUAUGGCCUUACAGUGGGCACUAUCAUCCAACAGAGGAGAACUUCAAAGAAUUCAUUAGCUUUCUUCAAGAACAACAUGUAGACCUCGCUAAUGUCAAGAGGUUCGCAAUAGACGACGAUAGCUCAUCUUUCCUACUUGCAGCAGAUGAAGAAACUAAGCCAGAGUCAACAGAGGAAGAAGAGCCCGUUACAGCUAAAGCUACAACUGAUGUUAAUGGUUCCACCCAUGAAACUUCUAUUGAUGAUCUUCAAGAGGAAGAAGAAGAAGAAGACAUGGAAGUGGGAGUUAGAGUUGGACAAGAAGGGGUGUUUGAUCUGGGGAAGCGUUUGUCGUGCAAAUGGAGCACAGGAACAGGGCCGCGUAUAGGGUGCGUGAGGGACUACCCAGCAGAGCUUCAAUGCAGGGCACUUGAGCACGUCAACCUUUCUCCAAGGCUCACACCUGGACCAGCUUGGGGCUGUGGGCCCAUACCUUCACCACGGCCCAGCCCAACUGUUAGACUCUCUCCUAGGCUUGCUUACAUGGGCCUCCCCAGCCCUCCUAUCCUUUCUAAGAUCAGUAUUGCUCACUAAAUAGGAACUUCAAUAAAGGCCUAAUGGACCUAUUCUCUUUGGAUUCCGUGUGUCUAAGG
Molecule: messenger RNA, 1896 nt
Organism: Telopea speciosissima
Lineage: Eukaryota; Viridiplantae; Streptophyta; Magnoliopsida; Proteales; Proteaceae
Product: IQ domain-containing protein IQM1-like
Exons: 9
Coding region: 149-1837 (562 amino acids)
Source: RefSeq, a predicted model, not a curated record